AUGUCUGGUACAUUGUCCUCUCAGAGCUCGAGCUCGUCGUCUCCAGAUACAUCGCCAGCAAUAGCACCUGCGAAAAGGAGUGUGCGAGAAUUGCUUGCUGAACUAAGCGACUCGGACGAAGAUGUUUCCAACCUGACAACACGUAGACAAGAAAAACCAAAGUCACCGUCGGCAAUUUCCCACAGUGAUGAGGCUAGUGACGAAGAUGAUCUCCUAGUUGGAGGUGGAAGGUUAACAGCUCGAUUGGCAGGUGCCGUCACGUCGGACAGAACUAGCACCAGCAAUGAGCCGUUAGCUACAGAUCCGGUAACGCGCUCUCUUGAACGCGAAGGCGAGGAUGAGCCAGCUCUAUCACGAAGGCAAAGUAGUGACGAAGAGGAGUUCAGGCCAAAGAAGAGAAUGCUUCUGAAGAGGAAGAGGCAGACAACUCCCAGCAAUGACCUCACUACAACUCAGCAAAGCGCGAUACGUGACCCUUCUCCCUCCACAGUAUCGAUUAGCAGUCCUCUGUUUGUCUCCUCUCCAGGAAGAAAAGAGACGGCCACAUCUGCAGGCAAGUCAAGGUUCCAAGUCCUUGUCGAAAAAGCUAGGAAUGAGAGACUGGCUCGCGAAGAGGCCGAGCAAGCAAAGCAGGAGGCAAGGCAAGCCCAGUUGGCCGUCAAGAGUCCUGAACGACGCGGGAAGCGAGGCUCUAGUCCAGCUGACGACUCUGGGGAGGAUAGUGAUCGAUCUGAGAUUGCCACAGCUAAGCGACUCACCAAGGAUGCAAGGCCAACGCGAAAAGCGAGCAAGAAAGCUCUCGAAGAGAUGAACAGAGAAACUCAACGCAUGCAUCGUAAUAUGCAAUUGGCACAUCAGGCUACGACUAAGAAAAAGUUCACCAAAGAAAGCUUCUUCGCCAGUUUCAAUCACGCCCUGCCCACCACUACUGAAGUAGCAGAUCAGCUUGACUCAUCCAGCUCUGUGCCCCCUUCUGAUGCGGAAGCUGUACGCUCUCACACGACCCCUCCCACAAGUCCUCUACGCAGUCCUGUGAAAGAUACGUCCUUACCGGUCGUGGUUGAUCAGGCCGUGGAUAACGAACAUGCCGAAGACGAUACAUACAACAUUCCCAACCUACGCGCUAUUGCCUCUGCCCGAAAACUUAAGGCUAUCUCUAAAGAGCAAAUGGCAGCGCCAGAUACGCAAACUUUACCUCCGACCCGCGUACUGAUCGACGCUCACCAUGACAACGAUUCUGAUUCCGACAUCGAGGUUGUUUACGAAAAGGCAUCGAAGCGAAAGUACGCCGCCUUCGAGAACUUGCCAAAGAGAAAAGCCAGACAGACACAAUCUCACCUGGCUCUUCGCUCUCUGGCCCACGUGAAACCUGAGAAAGACGGUAAGUCGUCCAUCUCCAGAGCUGAUAUGGCCCCUUUUUUGCUGCGUGCUGCAAGGAUGCAGGCUCUCGAGGAAAGGAGAGCCAAGAUCGACAAGCUCAAGGCCGCAGGUGUGGUUGUACAAACAGUUGAGGAAAAGGAGCAAGAAGAGGAGGAGCUCGAGGAUCUUGUUGAGCGUGCCAGACAGGAAGACGAAGAGAUAAGGAAACGGGAGAAGGAGCUUGCUAAGAAGGAGGGUACUUACCAGAAAGAUGCCCUCGAUGAUGACGAUAGUGACGAAGACGACGAAGACUUCGAUCCCGAAGAUCGUGAAGAUGCUCAAUCUGGUUCAGAAGAGGAUGGCGAAGACGAUGGACAAGACGCAGACGAUGAGGAGCCUCAACAUAAUCCUCUGGUUGACGAAAGUGCAUCAGAGACAGAAGACGAAGCUGCGUCCGACAUUGAGCCAAUGAUUGGAGCAGACAAUGCCGAUGGUGACGAUCUUGUUGAUCCAGCUCAAGUAAAAACGCCAAUUAUCAGUCGUAGUGCUCGGCCAAUACGGGUCAUCCUGGACGACGACGAAGAUGAAGAAGAGCCUGCAAUCCUGCAGAAGCAGUACUCUCCGUCUUUACCGCCGGCUCGAGAAACACCCCAGUCCCUGGUUCGAUCAGGGCGCAAAGUCAUCCCUGGUCUGCAACACUCUGAUGAUCUGCCACUAGGUCUCACUCAGGCGUUUGCAGCCACUAUGGCAGACUAUCAGACACCAGGUGAUCGCGCAACACAAGAACAAGACAGUUUGGAUAUCUUACGCGAUUUACCUUCACCACACAUCGGCAUUGUUCCACGCCUCAACCGCGCCGAGUCAUUAGACAUGAUCAGUGAAUGUGUAGCUGACUCGCAACCACAAUCUAUGAAUCUCGAUCUUGCUCUCUCCCAAACCCAGCAAAUACAUCGAUCUCCGGCAAUCGCAGUCCACCGCUCCCAGACACCUUUCGAGCCAACCCAAGAUGCCGGCUAUCUUUUCAGCCCAUAUACUGGUAACCGGUUCGGUGAAACCCCAAGCACGAGGCCAUAUUCAACCGAAGAGACGAUUGAUCUGCCACAAGUGGAGGAUAGUCCUAUACCACGUCGAAAAGGUAAACUACAACGAGGUCGACAAGCAGAAGACGAAGAAAUCAGUGUUGAUACCACUACAAAAUCUGUAUUCCACGUCAUGAAAGUAGCUGCAAAGCGUGGGAUACGAGAUGAGUAUAUGAAGAAGAAGUCAGAGGCUCGUCGGGUGGUCGAUGAGGCAGCUGAAGAAUCGGACGACGAAUAUGCUGGCCUGGGAGGAGCUUCUGAUGACGAAAGUGGAGAAGAGAACGAAGAAGAUCGACGAAUGAUCGAUGAAGACACUCAGGUUGGUCGAGGCGAUGAAGCCAAACUCGCCAAGCUGCAUGCUGAUCGUGAGCGCGAAGCUGAUGCAGCUGGUGUGUCAAAAUUGCUCAAGGACAUCACCACUGGGGCUUUGCGACGCAAGAGAGGCGCAGGCGAUGAUCUGGACUUGUCAGACGAUGAAGACGUCGCUACUCGACGACAGCAGGCAAAACAGCGCGAAUUUGCCCGAAUGCGCAGAGAACUACUGAAGAACGAAGCCGUAAGCAAGAUCGCCGAAGAUAAGAGGAAAGAAGCAUUUCUGCGGAGUAUCGAGGAUCGUGAUGCAGAUGACGAAGGCGAUGAUGAGUUUGAUCAGCCAGAGACCUCACUUGAAGUUGACUCACAAGAUCAAUCGCAGCCGAAGACCGGCGAGGGUAACGAGGGGAACCGAGCCGACAGCCAAGCAACGACAUCUUCAGUGGCAGCUCUAAAGCCCCUACGUGAGUCUCAGCUAAACAUUGGCGCUUUUGACCAUCGGCGGGCAAGAGUGGCCGUGAGUCAGAAACCUGGUACUCUGGCUGAGAUUCGUGAGUCGGUAUCUUUCCUGAUAGAGGAGCCCGAAUCUCAAGCAGGCUUGCUGGAUCUGGGACUCUCGGAUUCAGAAGAAGAACCAGAAGCUUACGUCGACCUUGAUCGUCACUUCCAGCAAGCCGAAGCAGACGAAGAGGACGAAAAGGAAGACCUUGGUGAUUUUGUGGUUGCCGAUGAUAAUCGUGAUAGCGGCUCAGAGUUUGUUUUCAAGAAGCCAGAGCUACCAAGCACGGGAGGGAGUAGAGCACCUUACUCCGAGCGACGCACAAAGGCUGUCAAUGUUGUGGAUCGUUUGAGCCUUCGAAAGCAAACUUCGUCCUCAUCCUCAAUUUCAGGCUCCGCUAGCGAAUUAGCUUUCUCUAUCAAAGCUGGAAGCAGUGGCUUGAGCGGCGUCCCGAGUCUCCUCCGACGAGCUACCACGAACUCGAGCUUGAGUUCAGUUUCUGGUAGAGGCAAUACUUCCAAUACUGGUGUAGUAACAAACGAGCCUGAAAGAGGUAGUGCUGCUCAAGAGAAGGAAUUUGUACGGAAAGGAGCAAACACGAGCAGGAACGCUAUCAACUACCAAGGUAGACAGAAUUUGAAGGAGGAAAAGAUGAGCGCCAGGGCUGGAAUUGUAAAGCAACAGCAGCAGAAGAAGACGAAGAAGAAUGGUAGCUUUUUGACUGGGUUGUUCAGGGGGGACACGUGGGCCUGA
This is a messenger RNA of Lithohypha guttulata, 4002 nucleotides long. RefSeq lists its product as uncharacterized. The transcript has a single exon. NCBI's taxonomy places the organism in Eukaryota, Fungi, Ascomycota, Eurotiomycetes, Chaetothyriales, Trichomeriaceae. The record is from RefSeq and is a predicted model, not a curated record. Gene Ontology annotation, biological process: mitotic G2 DNA damage checkpoint signaling; mitotic DNA replication checkpoint signaling; activation of protein kinase activity. Gene Ontology annotation, molecular function: anaphase-promoting complex binding. The coding region runs from base 1 to 4002 and encodes 1333 amino acids.